Messenger RNA from Danaus chrysippus (African queen), 1350 nucleotides. The record is from the annotation of a GenBank genome assembly. NCBI's taxonomy places the organism in Eukaryota, Metazoa, Arthropoda, Insecta, Lepidoptera, Nymphalidae.
AUGGGUGACGGUGAGGCAGUAAAGUCUGAUUAUCAACAAAGGAGAUGGCACAACGUGAGAAAAGUCUUAGAGAGAUCCGGACCAUUUUGUCAUCCCGAUUUCGAGCCGUCCGCUGAAAUAUUAGAUUUUAUAAUGAAUUCGUGCAAAGUCCUCGUCGUUGGUGCUGGAGGCCUCGGAUGCGAACUACUGAAAGAUCUAGCAUUGAUGGGUUUUAAGAAAAUACACAUUAUUGAUAUGGACACCAUUGAACUUUCAAAUCUCAACAGACAGUUCCUGUUUAGAAAGAAUGAUAUUGGAUUAUCAAAAGCCAAAUGUGCUGUAGAAUUUGUAAAUAAAAGAGUGCCAGGUUGUGAGGCAGUUGCCCAUCACUGUUCUAUUCAAGAUAUGGAUGAAGGAUUUUAUCGUCAAUUCCAUAUCGUAGUUUGCGGUCUAGACUCGAUUGUGGCAAGGCGCUGGUUAAAUGGGAUGCUUAUGUCUCUACUUCAAUAUAAUGAUGACAGAAGUUUAGAUCAGAGCAGCGUUAUCCCAUUAGUGGAUGGAGGUACUGAAGGAUUCAAAGGCAAUGCAAGAGUUAUAUUACCAGGAAUGAGCGCUUGUAUUGAAUGUACCCUAGAUCUGUAUCCUCCGCAAAAAACAUUUCCAUUAUGUACUAUUGCUAACACACCAAGGUUACCGGAGCAUUGUGUGGAAUAUGUGAAAGUACUUCAAUGGGGUAAGGAAAAUCCAUGGGGUUCUUCAACUAUUUUGGAUAGUGAUGAUCCUCAACAUGUAGCAUGGGUAUACGAAAAGGCCCAAGAGAGGGCCAUGAAGUAUGGAAUCACUUCGGUAACAUAUAGAUUAACACAGGGUGUCUUGAAAAAUAUUAUUCCCGCUGUUGCCAGCACCAAUGCUGCUAUAGCUGCCGCUUGUGCUACCGAGGUUUUUAAACUAGCAUCUUCAUGUUGCAUUAAUAUGAACAACUAUAUGGUGUUAAAUAUGUCUGAUGGUUUGUACACAUAUACUUUUAAUGCGGAAAGAAGACAAGACUGUGUUGCGUGUAGUAAUACUACAAGAACUAUGGAAAUUGACUGUAAUGCCACUCUACAAGCUAUUUAUGAUAAGUUAUGUGAAGAUAGAGGGUAUUUAAUGAAGAGUCCAGGUAUAACAACUGUAAUUAAUGGUCGCAAUAAAACACUUUACAUGUCGUCCAUAAAAAGUAUUGAAGAAAAAACGAGGGACAAUCUUAAGAAGAAAAUAACUGAACUUGGUUUAUACAAUGGAGCAGAAAUCUUAGUUGCAGAUAUAACAACACCAAAUACUCUGACUGUUAAGUUGAAGUUUUCUGAUGUUGAUGUAGAUAUGAAAGGAUAA